CCAGGAGCCAAGGGCUCGGCGGCUACGUCAGAGCCCCGCCGGGGCUGUUUAGGACUUUGCGCUGUGUGCAAAGUUCUAAACAAGAGUCCCGGCUUCCCGGAUGGGCUGGCUCCCCACUCGACUGCCCGCCCAAGGCAGGACCUGAGGUCUGAGCUCUGCCCUGUCUGUACGAUGCCAAGGACGCAGCUCUGAGCUGACUGAGAGUAACACUUUCCUGGAGCAGAAAUCUGAUAUCCAACACUCUUGGCCUUGAACAAAAUGGAGGAAUUAAAAUUUGACGGCACGGAGCGCCUGGCUGUGGACUACGUGGAGGGGAUCCUGCAGCCCACGCCCACCUGUGACACCUGGGACCAGAUCUGGAACUUCCAAGCCAGGCCUGACGAUCUGCUCAUUUCCACCUACCCGAAAGCAGGAACAACCUGGACGCAGGAGAUCGUGGACUUGAUCCAAAACGAGGGUGAUAUUGACAGAAGCCAGCGGGCACCUACUCACAAGCGAUUCCCCUUCAUCGAGUGGAAAAUCCCAGGCCUGGAAUCUGGCUUGGAACAAGCUAAUGCGAUGCCCUCACCACGUUUCCUGAAGACGCACCUUCCCAUCCACUUGCUGCCACCAUCAUUCCUGGAGAAAAACUGUAAGAUAAUCUACGUAGCAAGAAACCCCAAGGACAGCAUGGUGUCUUAUUACCACUUCCAGAGGAUGAAUAAGGGGCUUCCUGCCCCAGGAACCUGGGAAGAGUACUUCGAGAGUUUUCUGGCUGGGAACGUGUGCUGGGGCUCCUGGUACGACCACGUGAAGGGAUGGUGGGACGCCAAGGACCAGCACCGCAUCCUCUACCUCUUCUACGAGGACAUGAAGAGGAACCCAAAGCAUGAAAUUCAGAAGCUGGCAGAAUUUAUUGGAAAGAGCCUAGAUGAUAAAGUUCUGGAUAAAAUUGUCCAUUACAGUUCAUUUGACGUCAUGAAGAAGAACCCAAUGGCAAACUACACGUCGGUUCCAGCUGAAUGCAUGAACCACUCUAUUUCUCCAUUCAUGAGAAAAGGGGCCGUGGGAGACUGGAAGAGUCACUUCACUGUGGCCCAGAACGAGAGAUUUGAUGCAGAUCACAAGAAGAGGAUGGCUGACACCACCCUAACCUCCCACUUCCGAUUCUUGUAAGGAAGACAAAGAGCCCGAGCCCACCAGUGU
Messenger RNA from Kogia breviceps (pygmy sperm whale), 1185 nucleotides. It is a transcript of the gene SULT1C4, whose product is annotated as sulfotransferase family 1C member 4. Gene Ontology annotation, molecular function: sulfotransferase activity. NCBI's taxonomy places the organism in Eukaryota, Metazoa, Chordata, Mammalia, Artiodactyla, Physeteridae. Gene Ontology annotation, cellular component: cytoplasm. Gene Ontology annotation, biological process: sulfation. The record is from RefSeq and is a predicted model, not a curated record.